Myotis brandtii (Brandt's bat) is the source of this 7604-nucleotide messenger RNA. RefSeq names its product prickle homolog 2 (gene PRICKLE2). The record is from RefSeq and is a predicted model, not a curated record. Gene Ontology annotation, molecular function: zinc ion binding. NCBI's taxonomy places the organism in Eukaryota, Metazoa, Chordata, Mammalia, Chiroptera, Vespertilionidae. The coding region runs from base 235 to 2460 and encodes 741 amino acids. The transcript has 9 exons.
CCUGCCCGCUGCCGGCUCCAGGAAGGGUCCAGAUUUGCAGAAGGGUUUCUAGAAGAAGAUGCGUUGGCUGCCUGCGGUCCUGCUUGCAUUCCUGGAAGCCAGGCUCGGGGCGAAAGUGAACUGGGGCAAUUGACAAGCUCAGAGGGUCUGGCGGAAGCUCCCGAGAGCGGGCAUUUCGUCUUCCUUGGAGGUAGGAAGAUCUGCCUGCACUGCAAGUGCCCUCAGGAGGAGCACAUGGUGACGGUGAUGCCCCUGGAGAUGGAGAAGACCGUCAGCAAACUCAUGUUUGACUUCCAGAGGAACUCGACCUCGGACGACGACUCGGGCUGCGCCUUGGAGGAGUACGCCUGGGUCCCGCCUGGGCUGAAGCCUGAACAGGUUCACCAGUACUACAGCUGUCUCCCAGAAGAGAAGGUUCCUUAUGUCAACAGUCCCGGGGAGAAGCUGAGGAUCAAGCAGCUAUUACACCAGCUGCCGCCGCAUGACAAUGAGGUCCGAUACUGCAACUCCCUGGAUGAGGAAGAGAAGCGGGAGCUGAAGCUCUUCAGCAACCAGAGGAAGCGCGAGAACUUGGGCCGAGGGAAUGUCAGGCCCUUCCCAGUCACCAUGACGGGAGCCAUUUGCGAACAGUGCGGAGGCCAGAUUAACGGCGGGGACAUCGCCGUGUUCGCGUCCCGCGCCGGCCACGGGGUUUGCUGGCACCCGCCCUGCUUCAUAUGCACCGUCUGCAACGAGCUCCUGGUGGACUUGAUCUACUUCUACCAGGAUGGCAAGAUCUACUGCGGCCGGCACCACGCCGAGUGCCUGAAGCCGCGCUGUGCAGCCUGUGACGAGAUCAUCUUCGCUGACGAAUGCACCGAAGCCGAGGGGCGGCACUGGCACAUGAAACACUUUUGCUGCUUCGAGUGCGAGACGGUGCUGGGCGGCCAGCGCUACAUCAUGAAGGAGGGAAGGCCCUACUGUUGCCACUGCUUUGAGUCCUUGUAUGCGGAAUACUGCGACACCUGUGCCCAACACAUAGGGAUCGACCAGGGCCAGAUGACCUACGACGGCCAGCACUGGCACGCCACCGAGACCUGCUUCUGCUGCGCUCACUGCAAGAAGUCCCUCCUCGGGCGGCCCUUCCUCCCCAAGCAGGGCCAGAUAUUCUGCUCCCGGGCCUGCAGCGCCGGGGAGGACCCCAAUGGCUCGGACUCGUCCGAUUCAGCCUUCCAGAAUGCCAGGGCCAAGGAGUCCCGGCGCAGCGCCAAAAUCGGCAAGAACAAGGGCAAGACGGAGGAGCCCGUGCUGAGCCCGCACGGCCAGCUGCAGGUGAGCUCCAACCGGCUGUCCGCCGACGUGGACCCCCUGUCGCUGCAGAUGGACCUGCUCAGCCUGGCCAGCCAGACACCCAGCCUCAACCGGGACCCCAUCUGGAGGAGCCGGGACGAGCCCUUCCAUUACGGGAACAAGCUGGAGCAGAGCCAGCCGCAGAGCCCCCUGCAGCUGCUCAGCCAGUGCAACAUCAGAACUUCCUACAGCCCCGGGGCGCAGGGGGCGGGCGCGGCGCCCGACAUGUGGGCCCCGCACUUCAGCAACCCCAAGAGGAGCUCGUCCCUGGCCCUGAAGGGGCACGGCGGCAGCUUCAUCCAGGAGUGCCGAGAGGACUACUACCCGGGAAGGCUGCGGUCCCAGGAGAGCUACAGCGACAUGUCCAGUCAGAGCUUCAGCGAGGCCCGAGGCAGCAUCCAGGUCCCCAAAUAUGAGGAGGAGGAGGAGGAGGAAGGGGGCAUGUCCGCUCAGCAGUGCCGGACCCGCCGUCCACUCAGUUCCCUGAAAUACACCGAGGACAUGACGCCCACGGAGCAGACCCCUCGGGGCUCCAUGGAAUCGCUAGCCCUGUCUAACACCACAGGCCUCUCCGCGGACGGCGGCGCCAAGCGCCAGGAGCACCUGUCGCGGUUCUCCAUGCCCGACCUCAGCAAGGACUCGGGCAUGAACGUGUCGGAGAAGCUGAGCACCAUGGGCACCCUCAACUCGUCCGUGCAGUUCCGCAGCGCCGAGUCGGUGCGCAGCCUGCUGUCGGCGCAGCAGUACCAGGACAUGGAGGACUACGACCAGUUCCUGCGCCAGCGCAGCUUCCAGGAGAGCCUGGGCCCGGGCUCCCGCCGGGACCUGUACGGCCAGUGCCCCCGGACUGUGUCGGACCUGGCCUUGCAGAACGCCUUUGGGGAGCGCUGGGGACCCUACUUCGCCGAGUACGACUGGUGCUCCACCUGCUCCUCCUCCUCCGAGUCUGACAAUGAGGGCUACUUCCUGGGGGAGCCCAUCCCCCAGCCCGCCCGCCUGCGCUACGUCACGAGCGACGAGCUUCUGCACAAGUACAGCUCCUACGGCCUCCCCAAGUCGUCCACGCUGGGCGGCCGGGGACAGCUGCACAGCAGGAAAAGACAGAAGAGCAAGAACUGUAUCAUUUCUUAACCCGGUCGGGGUCAGGGGGUCGGGGAAGAUGGGAGCUGAGAAUGUAAAUUCAGAAACUUGCACUGUUUUUUCUUUGAAAGCGCUUUUGGGGGUGGUUCCUGGGGGAGGAGACGGGGCGGGGCGUGCUCUCCGUGGAGGAAGGCGAGGUUACAGGUUGACUCGGCUGGUAGCCCCAGUUCUCGGCAUGUUGACUAUGAUUUGCACAUUUCACUUUGGAAACGCUCUAGACGGCGUGGCGGCCGGGGUUGGUCACCUCGGUGUGUGCAGUUGCCACUCAUCAGAUGGCAAAUUGCUUCCUUGCUCGCUUGUAUCCUCUCUGGUUCUCUUCCUUUUAGGACCCCUUUUCCAGUAAGUAAUUUGUUUAUUAGCCAGGACCCAAGACUAAGUUAUUUACAUGUCCAUUGUAAAUGCAAUGUAAAUGAGAGUUCUGAUAAAAUAUUUUUGUAUUUUGUAAUAUCAAAGGAAUUUCUAUAUGGUAGGACUCAGCGCAACCUGCAUGCCAUCCGCAUCGUCUUUGUGUAGUAUUCCGAGUGGCCAGGACCACCCCCUUUUUCUUUUUCUAUACAAAUUUGUUACAUGUCAGUGAGACUUUUUUCAAAGGCGUUUAUUCAAUUUGGCUUUUUGUGGCGAAAAAAUAACAAUGAUUCGAUCCAAAGCAUUUUACGCUCUAGUCCAUCUUAAGGAGCCGUCCUUAAGUCCACUCCCACCCUCAGUAGGAGGUAUUCUCUACGAAGUGGUAGUCGUUUAUUUAAUAGCAAACAUAACCUUUGCCCAUCAGAGAAACCAAUCAGUGUCAGUCAAGUUCCGCGAGAAGCGCCAUCCCUGCUGGGAAGCUUGAAGCUGCUCACGAUUGAUCUCUUUCUUGGGGAAAACACAGUGACUGUGAGUGGUGCCGUUGUGUGACGUCAGCAUGAUGUUGUUUUGAAUGUGGCAUUAUUUUCCGGUGCUCAUGUUUCCUGGAUUGUAUUACCCGCUUUCCUUUGCCAAGGCAGAUGGAACAGCUGCCUUAGCCUGACAACCGGUUGUCCUCGGUGCAAAUGAACUUGGGCCUUAGGAUUUAGGGGCAGACGGGUUCCCACGGGGCUCUGGGAGAGGCGGUGUGUCCUAGAUUGUACGUCAUGCGUGGAGAAGGAAUGAGGCGAUUUGAAAACAGAAAGCGGGGCAAGGGUGGUAGAACUGACGGAGAAUAGGAAGCAAGGCCAAGGCGAAGAAGAACUUCUGGAAAUGAAGUAGAGGAGCGGUGACGGCCGGCUUGACGAGCCCCCAGUGCUUGAGGAAGUAAUUCCGUUUAACGCCCUCCCUAUCCAGAGUCUCUGGGUCACCCAGGAAGGUUGAGCUGCUCAGGAGGCGUCAGUGUAAAGGCCUUGAAAAGCAGAUGUUGUUGAAAGGAUUUCCAUUGUGAACUUAGGGGACCCUUGGUCAGCCUGAAAAUGGGCUCAGAAGUGAAUUUGCUUCAAGAAGACAUUUAACGGUUGUAUUGUUUAUAGUAAAAUAAAACUCUCUACCUUGCUUCAGUUAAAAAUGAAGCGCUUGCUUUUCCCCCCAUUCUCCUCCUCCCCUUAAUGGAUUGUGGCGGUUGAACGAACCCGUCGCAGGACCCACCUUUAGUGAGACGUUCUGUCCAUGUGCUACACGGUAUAUCUCAGUGGCCCUCUGCCAUGGUGAGGUGAGCGUGGUCUCUUUUCAAUACAGUAGUUAAUAUUUUCUAGUAUUUUUCAUGGAGAGAAUGUGAAACGCGGCUUUUCAGACCCCAUGCCAAAUGGGCCUGGGGAGAGGAAGGCUGUAUGGGAUGUCGAAAUGGCGCUCCAUUCAGGAUGUAUUAAAAUAAUUUGCUUUUCAGGUAUUAAUAUGACAUUUGUCAUUGUCACUGAUUUUUUUUAAAAAGCAAUACAAGUGUUGGUUGUGGCUGUUUUCCGCAUGCUAUCUUCAUAUCUAAAUGCUUCCUUAAGUAUCCGAGCCUCGGAGAAUUACUCUAUUACGUUUGUAUAGUAAGUCUGUAAACUGCUUGGCAAACUGAUUUUAAGAAAUAAUGUGCAACAUCACAUGACUAAAGUGGCAGGUUUCUGGUAGAAAUUGGGCAAGUCCAGUUGGGAUUUUCAAGUUCCUUGAUUGAUGAGAAUAAAAAGGCGUUUUGGAAAAAGGGAAAAAGGAGAUGACUUAACCUAGCAGAAAGCUGGACACAAAGUCUGUCCUCUGUGGCCCGGGACCCAGGGAAGGAAAUUCUCCUGGUAAACGUUGCCUUCUACCUCCGUCCUCCUCAGAGCACCUCUUGCAUUUCCCACAUGAGGCUUUACCCCAUCAGCAGAAAGAAGAAGGUGGCCUAGAAACUGACACAUAACUAGUGUCCAAAGGAAUUGAGGAAUGAGCAAUUUGCCAUCUAGUUGCCCAGAGAGCACCCGGCAGCAGAACUGGUCAGAGCUUGAUGUGUAAUAGAUAGAAGCCUCAGGGUCAGACUGUCUGCAGGCGAGGUCCCCUCUGUCGGUUCCAGCUGGCAGAGGUCUUCCCACACACAUGCAGCGGGCGCCUUACAGCGAAUGCUGAGGAGGAUGGCUACAUCCCCGCCAUGAUGGUGAAGGCCCAGAGAGAGCAGGGUGUUGUACUGGGAGUUCCACCAGUUGUUGACAACUUACAUGCAACAUCCCAGAAUCCCACUCCCCAAAAUUCUUCUUUUCUGAGGCAAGAGCUUAGGGUCCUUAGCUGAUUCCUCCAUCAUAACUCCUAUCUCUUCUUGGUCAAGUUUCCCUUUGAGUGAGGCCUACACUCACCUCUUUCUAGAUCAUCUUUUCAUCUUCAAUAGACUGUUUCUAUCCAAGUAAUCUUUUCCCAGUUUCCCCUCUGCUCUCAUGCCUUAGGGUUUUGUUUGUUUGUUUUCCUACCUCUCCCCAUAUAGUCCUCUUCCUAUCUUUAGGUUAACACGGCAGCAUUAGGGUACAGUUCAUGUCCUGCUUGCUGCUCAAUUCAGCGGCAUCAGAACUGGCUCCCUCCCAAGAAGUGGAAGUCAUUGACAGGGUCCUGAAUUGCCCUGCCAAUGCACCACCCGUGAUACUGUGGACAGGCUUCUUAGCAGACUGGUGGCAUUGAGUGUGGCAUUCAGGUACCCCUUCUUCUGGCAUAUAGUUCUGGGAUCUCUACCAAGUGUGAAGGUGGUGAGCUGAGGGAAACCAGAACUGUGCUUCUUGGUUUGGCACAUGUUCACAAAUGGAGAAUCCCCAGUGCUGUUAGUUCCACAGCUUCUCUCCGUAUUCAUCUUGUGUUCUCCAGUCCUCCCUUUCCACCCGCAGUCAGCUCAGUGGCCGAGCAGUUUUGUACAUCGACUGCGGGACCUGAGGCUGCUCUUUCUCAUUCUCCUUUCGGUAGGAUGCUCCUGCCCUGCAUCAAGAUUCCUCUUCCUUCUCCUGCAGCAGCUUCCUGCUUCUGGGGUCCCACUAGCCAUGGUGGAGUUCAGGUGGGACAGUGAUGGCAUAUACGUCACAUAUACUCUGCCACCUGGGCAGGUAUAACCAAUACGCACUGUGUACUUUUUAGAGAACAUGGAUACAGCCUCAAAAAUCCAUGACACUCCAGACAGCCAGAACCAGUUGGUCAGAAUUGAUCUUAUUUGUCUGAUAACAAAACUUAUUUAUGAACUGACUUCUGUCUUUCUACUCUGGGCUUCUUUAUCAUUAGGCAAAAACAGCCACUUAGGAGGCAUCAUUCAUAAAUAAUUGUGAAAGUCCAAUUCCCAUGCCCUCAGAUUGUGGAUGCUAACAGCAGCUGACUUCUUUAGGCGAAAUGAAGACAAAUCUCUUUGGCUUUCUUUUCCCUUCUCGUGUUCUUGGACAAGCAUUAUAGUCAGCCCCUGUUGGUCCUACUGCAGAGGUCAGAUAAGAGUUCAUCCUUGUCUUCAUCUAACCCACCUUCUAACAAGAGAUAACACAAAUAUUUAAAUUCCAAGGAGAAGUGCUCUUUGUGUGUUUCUAACAGAAACCAGAUGCUAACACCUAAGAAGGAGAAUCUAUAAAAAGGGAAGUAGGAGAUGGAACCAGCUAUCUGAAUAUUUCAUGCCAGAAGAGUUGCUGUUAGCAACUGUUUAGCACCUUCAGGGCUUUGACGUGGGCUCUGGACAGCAGGUCUUCCCACCCACAUGCAGCCUGGCGCCUUACAGAAGCAUAGCAUUCCAGGUGUGGCUCAGCCAGGCCUCGUCUGCCGAUUUGGAAGGCAGUCCCAUGCCCCCUUUGGAGGUAUAUAUAUACCUCUCUAAGCACUAGAGAAGUAGAAAUGAAGGGAGUUUUGCCUUGUCCCCAGUGGUUGGUCCCUCUGGGACCUGGCAGAUAUGAACACUUGAUUGUCCCACCACUUGGAAGCAGUCACCAUGGUCAGGAUCAAGAAAGGAUUUGAUUCUUUUUCCAUUUUCUCAUAAGAGUAGCCCAGACAACACAAGACUCAUAAAACAUGACUCACUGUUGGGAGCUAUACUGUUUUAUAGGCUGACUUCCUGCUGACAAAACUAGCUUUCCUCGAGGGGAAUACAAAGGAGGGAGAAGCUCCCAUAGUGUCGGGAAAACAUUUCUGUGAUUCUGAUAUGAUGAACCCAUAAGAAAGGGAAAAAAAUUGCCUAUCCUGAGAGUUUUCUGAGAUAUCCCUUCACCUUACUGGGUAUUUGGCCAUUGAUGUUCAGUAGGUCACUGACCAAGCUUUAAUAAAUUUUUCGGACAGAGUUACUCACCAGUAAGGUCUGUUCUCAAGCCUUUCUGAUGAUUUCCAUAUUUUCCCAUAAAGCAUUUUGGUUCUAUUUAUGGACCCUGACUUAACACUCUGUGGCCUACAAGUCCUCCAUUUUCCUUAGCAAAUUAGGACUUGGGCAUUUUCCCUCUCCUAAACACAUUCUUUCCCGCACAGGAUCGCUUUGCCCAUCUCCUGCUUUAAUUCCAAGUAUAGACGAAGCCUCGGAGGGCCUGAGGAGGCGAGGCGGGCCAGUGUGCUGUGUGUGGGCGUCGCGCUGUUUGUUAAGAAGGCCUGCAGCGGGCCUUUGGUGCAGGCUCUGCCAGAGACUGUGGUGAACACUUUGCUUGAGAUCCUGUACAAUGGAUAUGCUGUUUUACUGAUGUCUGUAAUACAUUUGUAAACUUCCAAUAAAAUUUGAAUAAAAGAAAUGUUGCCAUUUC